Molecule: messenger RNA, 1309 nt
Organism: Trematosphaeria pertusa
Lineage: Eukaryota; Fungi; Ascomycota; Dothideomycetes; Pleosporales; Trematosphaeriaceae
Exons: 3
Coding region: 206-1072 (288 amino acids)
Source: RefSeq, a predicted model, not a curated record
UUCAGCGAAGUGACGUAGGUCUCGAGCGGUGACGGAAGGAACUCUCGGUCGUGACUUCCACCACCGCUAUGCCCGCGCCCGAAAAUCUCUUCUCAACGAAACAUUCUCUUCUCCCAGCCUUCUUUUCCCCUCCAGAUCACGCUCCACGGCGACGCUCCAAGGCAACUCCACGACACAAUCCCAAGGACCACGCUCACUCUACAUCAUGGUGCCCAUCGCCAAAGCCCUCGCGGCCGUCAUCGCGGCCAUCGCCACACCUGCCAUGGGUGCGCCUUCCCAUGCCAUUGCACGCGCUGGUGCUGCUGCCACUCUCCUUGACAAGCCUACCGUCAACCCCCCGGUGACGAACCUCGAUGAGUACCUCCUUCGGCAGCUCAUGUACGCGAAGCCCGAGAUCACCCCGUGGGCCUGUGAUCUGGGGAAGCCGAACGGUUGCUUCGUCAGCACGUACUGUAAGGACAUAUUCUUGAAGGAGAAUCACAGCCUGAAGUAUAUCGACAUGUUCGACGUCAUGUACGAGGAUUGCGAUCGUCCGUGGAUGAUGUGCCAACACAAGACCGCUCCCUUCCAGCGAAACGUCACAGCCGAGUACUUCGCCCGCAUCCCCGUCGGCAUGCGCAAAUGGGUGCGCCACGUCGUCGCUUUGCCUGCAGACAACCACGGCGGCUCAGACGCCAUAUACGACGGGGACAACAUUAUCAUCAAGGGCUAUCCCUCUCUGCAUGACAUCAUCGCCGCCGUCGCACGGGCCGUCGCCGUCCAUGGCUAUGCGCGCUACGGACCGUUCUGGAAGACUUACGAAUGGGAGGAAGCCUACAACUUGGACUCGGCUGUGUUAAAUUCGUUUUCGCAGCAGAGCCAGGAGGAGAACCUCAAGCAGAUGACGGUGCUUUCCCUCUAUGGCGCGCAAAACCCGAACCUAGUAUCCAAUCGCGUGCCAGAGUUCCACAAAGUAAUCAAUAUGUAUAACGCGAUUCAAGGGGCCGCGAGGGAGAAUACUUUUACUGUGGUUAAGGGUUGGAAUUGUCCGGAGCGAUUGAUGGAUUCCGACGUUGAGCCGCUGGAGACAUAAGUGAAGGGCUCCAACACACCCGCUUAUGGGCCACGCGAGGGUGUCAGCCAACCGGCUUUUCAUAAGCUUCAGUAACUAUAUUCAGUAGAAACGAGACCGGAGGUUCUGCUGGAUACGUCUCACAUUCGGCAUUUAGGGGUGGCAUGGAUAGUAGGAGCGGAAUCUGAUUCCUGCGGCAGGUUUCCAGAUACAGCAUGAAGCUCCUACAGACUUAGCCAGAAAAGGCUCAUCUCAGGU